Chionomys nivalis (European snow vole) is the source of this 2561-nucleotide messenger RNA. Its product is annotated as interferon-induced GTP-binding protein Mx1-like. Lineage: Eukaryota; Metazoa; Chordata; Mammalia; Rodentia; Cricetidae. Gene Ontology annotation, cellular component: nucleus; membrane; microtubule. The coding region runs from base 283 to 2277 and encodes 664 amino acids. The record is from RefSeq and is a predicted model, not a curated record. Gene Ontology annotation, molecular function: microtubule binding; GTP binding; GTPase activity. Gene Ontology annotation, biological process: defense response to virus. The transcript has 14 exons.
UGGGCUCACUUAAUCCGUCUUCCCUGUUCGCCACACUGCCCUCAGCCUGGAGACAGAGGUCAAGACCUUGUGACAGGGCCCUGCUCCUUCGGUGUCUGUCCUGACAGUUGCCAGUGCAGGCAGCUCAGGUAGGAGCUGCAGCAACCAAGUCCCUGGGCUCUGAGGAGAGGCACUCACUUCCCUGAGCUGAGUCAAGGAUUCAACCAGUGGCAACGCUUCCAGAAUCUUCUGAAUCAAACCCUUUAAGUCCAUUGCAAAUCCACCCAGAAAAAAAAUACAAGUAUGAGUUCUUCCCGGAAAGCCCAUCAGAAAGAGCUGACUUCUGCAUCCAGUCACCUGGAGCCACAGAAAUAUUCUGAUGCUUCUAAUGACAGCCAGGCAAUGGACUCUGUGAACAACCUCUGCACGCAGUAUGAGGAGAAGGUGCGGCCCUGCAUUGACCUCAUCGACUCCCUGCGGGCCCUGGGCGUGGAGCAGGACCUGGCCCUGCCUGCCAUAGCAGUCAUUGGGGACCAGAGCUCAGGGAAGAGCUCUGUGCUGGAAGCACUGUCAGGAGUGGCCCUCCCCAGAGGCAGCGGUAUCGUCACCAGGUGCCCUCUGGUGCUGAAACUGAGGAAGUUGGAACCAGGAGAGGAGUGGAGAGGCAAGGUCAUCUAUGACGACAUCGAAGUGGAGCUCUCUGAUCCCUCCCAGGUGGAAGAGGCCAUCAACAAAGGCCAGAACUUUAUUGCUGGGGUAGGGCUGGGAAUCAGUGAUAAACUCAUUAGCCUGGAUGUCAGCUCCCCAAAUGUCCCAGACCUGACCUUGAUUGACCUGCCUGGGAUCACCAGGGUGGCUGUGGGCAACCAGCCUGCAGACAUCGGACUGCAGAUCAAGAAACUCAUCAAGACAUAUAUCGAGAAACAGGAGACCAUCAGCCUGGUGGUUGUCCCCAGUAAUGUGGACAUCGCCACCACAGAGGCACUGAGCAUGGCUAAGGAGGUGGACCCUGAAGGGGACAGGACCAUAGGGAUCUUGACCAAGCCUGAUCUGGUGGACAAAGGGGCUGAAGACAAGGUCGUUGAUGUGGUGAGGAAUCUCGUGUUCCACCUGAAGAAGGGCUACAUGAUAGUCAAGUGCAGGGGUCAGCAGGACAUCCAGACGCGGAUGACCCUGGCUGAGGCCCUAAAGAUGGAGCAAGACUUCUUCAAGGAGCACCCACACUUCAGUGUUCUUCUGGAGGAUGGGAGGGCCACAGUGCCCCGUCUGGCAGAGAGACUGACCACGGAGCUCAUCGCACACAUCUGUAAAUCGCUGCCACUGCUGGAAAAUCAAAUAAAGGAGAGUUAUCAGGUUGCAGUCGAGGAGCUGCAGAAGUACGGUGCAGAUAUACCAGAAGACGACAACGAGAGAACCUUCUUUCUAAUUGAUAAAAUUAAUGCCUUCAAUAAGGAUAUCACUGAUUUGGUACAAGCACAGGAAACCAUAUCAGAGGGAGAGAGUCGGCUGUUUACCAACCUGAGAAAUGAAUUUCUUAAAUGGAAUUAUUAUAUUGAAAGACAUUUUGAAAACAGUUCUGCUGAGAUAUGCAGCCAGAUCAAAGUAUUUGAAAAUCAGUAUCGUGGCCGGGAGCUGCCAGGGUUUGUGAACUAUAUGACGUUUGAGAACAUCAUCAAAAAGCAAAUAAAAGUCCUAGAGGAGCCAGCUGUGGACAUGCUGCAAAAGGUCACUGACAUGGUUCGAAAGGCCUUCAUAAGUGUAUCAUCAAACAAUUUUGGUGACUUUUUUAACCUCUUCAGUGCUGCCAAGUCCAAAAUUGAAGAUAUCAGAUUAAAGCAAGAGAAACAAGCUGAAGCGCUGAUCCGACUUCACUUCCAGAUGGAGCAGAUUGUCUACUGCCAGGACCAAGUUUACAAGGGAGCCUUGGAGGAGGUCAGAGAGAAUGAAGCCAAGAAACAGAAUAAUAAAGUGUUAAACCCAGUUACCUUUCAACAUAAUUCUCAACCUCCUCAAAAGGACUUGUCUGUCACUGAAAUGACCCAGCACCUGAAUGCCUACUACCAGGAGUGCGGAAGGAGCAUUGGGAGACAGAUCCCCAUGAUCAUCCAGUACUUCACCCUACAAACAUUUGGGAAAGAGAUGGAGAAAGCCAUGCUUCAGCUCUUACAGGACAAGGCUAACUGCAACAGGCUCCUGGCUGAGCGGAAGGCUACCACAGAGAAGAGGAAGUUCCUGAAGAGGCGGCUCUCAAGGCUGGACCAGGCUCGGCACAAGCUUGUCAAAUUCUCCUAUCAGUGAGGCUUUGCCGUCUGCCCUGUAUGUCUGCGGCGUGGCGUGGAGCAAGCAAGGGUUUCUUUGAGGGAGAAAUACCUCAGCCCUGCAUUCCAUCGAUGUUGUAUAGUCUGAACCUUCUACUUGUUACCAUUUGGAGUUAGCCAAAAAAGAAAAAGAAAAAAACCUAACAACGACAACAAAACUCCAACAAAUAAACAAGCAAAAAACCAAAAACCCUUAGAUUUUCCAUUUCUGUCACACAAAGGAAGCUGCAAGGGGUUAAGACAAGAGACCUAGUAAUGUGACAA